Humulus lupulus (European hop) is the source of this 768-nucleotide messenger RNA. Its product is annotated as proteasome subunit alpha type-7-like. The record is from RefSeq and is a predicted model, not a curated record. Gene Ontology annotation, cellular component: nucleus; proteasome core complex, alpha-subunit complex; proteasome core complex. The transcript has 6 exons. Bases 1 to 768 code for a protein of 255 amino acids. Lineage: Eukaryota; Viridiplantae; Streptophyta; Magnoliopsida; Rosales; Cannabaceae.
AUGAGCGGCCAUGGAAGGGUGAACUGGUUUUAUGGAGCAUAUGAGGAGGAUGGAAGAGUUUUGACCCAUGGUAGACGAACUGAAAUUGUAUUAGAAGAUGAUGUAACUGGUUACAAGUUUGUGAUUAGUGACGAGGAGUGGAGAGAAUCCACUAAGGAACUAAUGGGAAUAAUGUUGAGAGCCCUUGAUUAUGUGAGGGGGGUUGUAUCUGAAUCUCUUGCCACUUGUUUGGAAAAGGAGAGACGAUGUGUGGGAUUUGAGAACGCGACGGGGCUUAAAAAAAAGUCCACUGCUAAACUUCAGGACUCCAGAACGGUGAGGAAGAUUGUGAAUUUGGAUGAUCACAUUGCAUUGGCAUGUCCUGGGCUCAAAGCUAAUGCUCGUGUCUUGAUAAACAAGGUGAGAAUUGAAUGUCAAAGCCACCAACUUACGGUUGAGGAUCUAGUAACUGUUGAGUAUAUUACUUGCUACAUUGCUGGUCUUCAACAGAAGUAUACACAAAGUGGGUGUGUUAGAUCGUUUGGGCUUUCAACUUUGAUUAUUGGCUUUGACCCAUACACAGGUGCACCGACACUAUAUCAGACAGAUCCUUCUGGGACAUUUUCAACCUGGAAAGCAAAUGGCACUGGAAGAAACUCUAACUCAUUACGUGAGUUUCCUGAGAAAAACUACAAGGAGACAACUAGGCAACAAACUGUCAAGCUCGCCCUUAGUGCUUUGCUUGAGGUAAGUAAUAGCAAACGAUGCAUAUUUAAUCUAGUUUCAUAA